UAUAUUUGUAGAGAUUUAUGUUAGAAAUAAGAAAUAAAAUUAGAGGGAAUUAUAAUUUUACAAGUAAUUUAAUAUUAUUUUUUAAUUUACUUUUAAAGGAUGACUAUUUUUAUAAAUACCCUGAAUUUGUGAUAAAAAGACUAAACUAACCAUGCUAAAUCAUUUAUACAUGUUUAAUAAUUAUUUACAGAAGUUUAUAAACCCAAUUCACCCCUAAAUACUAAACCCUAGACAAUAAUCAAUAAACCCUAAACCCAAAUGUUAGCGUAUUUUUGAUUGAAUGUAUUUUAAAAAACUGACCAUUAAAGAAAUAGAUAACUUAAUGAAAUAACUUAGUUUUUGUUAUAAACUUGACACUAUUUUUUUUGGAAAAUAAGUACACCUUUUCUAAGCACUAUUUUUUGGAAAAUAAGUACACCUUUUCUAAAAAAAAAUUAAUACAUAAAAAUGCAUUUAGUAUAUUUUUUACAUGUGCAUUAAUAUUAAUAACUGAUAAAGUUUUCUACAAAAUAUUGUAUAAAUUGAUAUAGCAACUGAAAUAAAUGAUAAAUAUCAUAAAAUAUUUAAACUAACAAUUAUAAUAAAUUGACUUUACAAAGAUCAACUACAUAUAUGUAAAUAUAGGACUGUUUUAACAUGAGUUGGCCUAUAAAAAACUUAGCCAACUGACAUAAAAUUCGAGUUGAUGAUAGUUUUAAAAAGAAAAUUAUAUUAAAAAUGGCAUAUGCUCACCAAAAGUAAAUAAGUCAAUAAAAUUAAAAUUUAAGUUGAUGAACACAAUAACAACGUAAAUUAUAAAGGAACCAUCUAGCCAAAAUAUAUCUGUUUUAAAAUUAUCGAACUUAAACUAUAAAUAAAUUGAUUGACCUAAAAUAUAAGUCAAUAAUUAAGCAAGUUAAUUUUUAUAUUAAAAUUCAAGAGAGCGAUAGAAAUCUGAAAAUCUGUUAAUGAAAACAAACAUAUCAAUCCAUGAACAUGAAUAAAUAACCCCACAAUUAAAAUGUCAACUUUAUAAGAAAGUAUUAACCAAAAUAUAAGUCAACUUUUGAAACAUUUUGUGAUGGUAAAGUUACUAUUCCUAGAUAUUUAUAUAAUAUUUUAUUUGAUGAUGAAGUGAGUAUGAACUCUAAGUCAUGAUCAAAAGAUUUAAAAGGUCACAUGGUGACAUUAUUACAAACAUUGUUGGUUUUUGUAAUAUAUUUAUAUAACGCUCAUCUACCUGAAAACAAUCUGCAAAUUUGUGGAAUAUAUCUCUGUGUAAUAUAAUAUCUAAGCUGUUAAUACCUUUGUGUUUUAAAAUUUUUGUUUUAUGACUAAUAAUAACUAAUAUAUACCUAAUAGUAAAUUUACGAAAUUGUUGUUUUUAUGUAAACAUAGCAGUAUUUUUUUCUUCUUCUUCUGAAUUUCAUGGAUUUAUACAUAAUUGCUGAAAAAUAUAAGACAAGGAAUUAAUCUCUAUACAUAUCACUGAUGAAUUGUUUACUAUUUAUAAUUGAAUUUUAAGUUUAAGUUAAGAAAACUGGUGCUGACGAAAAAAACUAUGCGAAUGGUAGUGAUGUAGUUCAAAGUGUAAUAACAGCAUAUAAAAAAGAUAAAAUUUUGUACGCAGAUUAAUAGAAAUUUAUUAUUUUAUUUUUAGAUGAAACAUCAUUUAUUAGCUACAUAAAAUUUAUUGAACCAAUUGUAGAACAUAAUGCAGAAUAUAAAUUUAAUGGUCAUAAGGAUUGAAUAUAAGUAUUGUAUUUAAAAUAAAAUAAAAAUUUAAAAUGAAACAAUUUUUUUUGGAAAAACAUAUCAGAAUGAAUGUCUUUUUCCUAAUGAAUUAUUUGCCUUAGAUAAUUCAACUCGUUUUAGGGUAUUUUUUCAAACUGACUCAUGAAAUCAACAAGUACUUGCCACAGAUAUCACCUUACCAAAUAAUAUGUUUUAUUGGGUAUAUGCUUGAUUGUGGUAUAUGCUUACAGCAUGAGAUUGUUCCCUAUAGUAACGUAUUACGUCGUAUAACACUUCAAAAAUACUUAUAAUAUACAUAGUUUGUUAAAGUUGAUUUGACAACAUAUAUUUGUUUCUUUAUUUAGCCAGUCAAUCCUACUAUCUAUAUAUAUGUGGCGGGCCAAUAAUAUUAUACAUAUGGAUCAGGGUAAUCCCAACCAAACAGCUUUAAGAGAAAAAAAAAAUCUAAACAUUCGUCUUUAAUCAAGCAAAAAUGCAUGCAUUGGGCCAUACAUUUUUCCCAAACUUUGGGCGGGAGUCGACGGGAGUGUACGAGAGCUACAACAUUGUCAGAGAUAACCAUAACAACGGCACGUUUCUUGAUUUUCCGGUACCGAAUAUGUAUGGAGUGGUUCAUCAUCAGACCAGCUUAGUGGAUUCUGUUUCGUCGGAGGUAAACGGAAUAGACAGCAAUUCGGUCGUGAUGAAGAAGCUUAAUCACAAUGCUAAUGAGCGUAACCGUCGCAAGAAGAUCAACUCCUUGUUCACAUCUCUUCGUUCAUGUCUUCCAGACUUGGAUGAGCUCAAGAAGCUAAGUAUUCCUAAGACGGUGUCUCGGAGCGUGCAGUACAUAACGGAGCUGAAAAAGCAAGCGAAUAAGCUAAGACAAAAGAAGGAUGACCUAUUGGUGCGAGUAUUGGUUCAAAAAGAACGUUACGUUCAGCCGCAACCAAAGGUGAUUGCUGGUUAUGUUUCCACUGUUUUUGCGACUAAGCUUAGAGACAACGAAGUGAUGGUACAAAUCUCAUCGUCCAAGAUUCAUAAUUUUUUCAUAUAUAAUGUAUUGUGUGGACUAGAAGAAGAUGGGUUUCUUAUCGUGGAUGUUUCAUUUUUGAGUUCUCAAGGAGAACGAAUCUUCUACACUUUGCAUCUCCAAUUGGACACGUUUGAUAAUUACAAGCUAAUCUGCGAAGAGCUAAGUCAAAGGAUUUUGUACUUGUAUGAGAAAUGUGGAUACUCGUCUAAAUGAUAAUUUGUUCUUGUGUCGUUCUUUUCUAUAGAUAUAUGUCAUUCUUGACUAAAGUGUUGUAGACUUGUAGUCGAGUUGUUACUGUUUUUGGUCGAAGCCAAUGAUCGAUUAUCUAUAUAUAUAAAUCAGAGUUUUCUCUCACCUCCUGCAGCCACGUCAGCAAGGAAGGAGGGGCUUUUUUUGACACGUCACCUUAAAAAAAAAAGUUACGGAACUCAUUUUUGCUCUUUUACUUUGCGUUCUCUGAUUGGGCCUUCUGUUUUUUUUUCAUUUAGGCUUCUUGUGCUCAUUUCGUUUUUUUAUGAAUAGGUUCUGUGAUUUGGGUUUGUAUGUACUUAACCCACUUCUUCCACUGUGAAGCCUUCAAUCUACUUCUUCGCUUUCCAACGUAACCGACUGAAGCUAUGAGUAUAAAUAUCCCAUCUUCCAGAGCGAUGAACAGCACGCUUCAAGGUUUGGAACCAAAGAGCAACAAAAAAAAACUAAUCCACCUAAUCGAUUCUCUCAGGUAUUUGGUGAAGUCAUCGUUGGCGAGAAGAAGUUGAAAAAGGUAUCCCCUAAUCGAUUCCCUUUCCUGUAUUUUCCCAUGGAAAUAGAGCUUCCACGGAUGGCGAUUAACCAGCUCUAUUUUCCGAUUUGAAGGCACAAAAUUGUAAGGAGACAGUUGUUAAACGUAUUCUUCGUUUUUGGGAGGCAAGGACGUGAGGAAAGCCGGUGAGCUUCUGGGCGUGAACCUGGUUUCUCUCGAUGAGAAGGUAACAAUCUUUUAACGUUCGUCCUUUAAUUAGUUUAAUAUUUUUGUUUCAUAUUUGUAACAUAAGCAACUACCUAAGGCCUUAAUCUUUUCCGUAGACGAUGUUGAUCCAAGGGCCUAUAGGAAUUCAGAGACUCAACAAUUUCAAAUAUCUGCUGAAGGAAGGGUGAAUCUAUGGGCUAAGCUUAUUCGAUGUUACCAGAAGCAACAUCCACUUCAAGCUCACGGACUCAGCUGUUGCCAUACGCUUCAACGACCAGACCAAGAUUGUGGAGCUGUCGGAGCCGAUACCAACAGAAAAUUUCAGGUUUCCAAACUAUGAACAGCUUAUGGUUUUGGGUAAAACCAACUUGGAUUUGGCUGGUUUGUAUAACAAAUUUCAACUCAAAUUUUAACUGUAUGUCUAUUUAAGCAGAUAACCAGCAGAUGCUCCUGGCACUUAUGUUAGCAAUGUUUGUUUCAGACAUCAUGGGCCAAGUUAGUCGUAUCAACACUGUUUUCAAUGAUGAAAACCAGUCCAUUCAGCGUGUCAAGGUGUGAUGAUUACAAUCCUAUUGGACAGGUUGGUUAUUCUUCAAUGCAAUCUUUGGGACCCAUUUCUACUUCGACCACGAAACCUUAGUCAGCCAGUGUUUUCUAAAAGUGCUAUGUGGAGCGGAGGGAUACUAUUCAUCAACUCCUUCCACGUAUGGUGGGGCUAAGAAAAUUGAAACUGUUACACUGGCUGAGAUGAAUACUUAUGUUCUCAAUUCACAACCACAUCCGACAGAGUUUCUAUGCAAGGUUGAAGUCUUUGACAUUAAAACCUUAAAUGGAUGGCGUAAUCUUUUAUAGCAUUCAUAUGGGUCAAUUACCAAGCUCACCAAUUUGAGUGCUGCUCAGGACGCAGGUGUUGAAGUUAAACAACAGACCAACCUCCUACAAUGCCUGAAAGAUAUUGUUGGCUAGACCUUAACUUUCCAACUGAAAUUCUCUCGGUUCAAUUACCAUGUAUCAGUCGUUCAUGGUCUCAUGUAUUUACGACAACCACCAGCGUCUACCAGUAGCUAAUUUUGCAAUCAAUGUGAGCACCCUACCUCUCUAAGUUAUUAACCAUAAAAUUAUGCUUGGAAACUAAACCCCUAAAUCAUCGUUUAUAGGCUGGUGCUGACCACCCAGAGGAUGACAUGCAUGCUGCUGUGAAUCUCUCAGUGGAGCAUAAUCCUGUUGUCAAAACUGAUGCUGCAGAAAAGACAAUUAUGAGUGAAUGUGAUCCUAAUAUCAUUGGGGUUAAUGGUGGCUCAGAACCAGUUACUUCCCAAACUGAGUCUUCCAGAGAGGAACUUAUAGGUGAAGAGCAUGAUCCAAGUUCUAAGAAGCUACACACUUCCUAUGAUGUGGAAGACCGGACAUUAUAAGCCGGCGAAAUAAUAUUGUGUUUGCUGUUACGUUUCUACGGUUUACUUUACGUUCAAUGAUGUUUUCCCUCCUGCAACAACUUCAAACACAUGUUUUCCCUGUUUUCUUUUUCACAAGUUAACUUGGUUAUAUUAUGGUUUUGGUUCAAUCAGAGUUUAUAAUGUCCUGCAGCCACGUCAGCAAGGAAGGAGGGGCUUUUUUUUGACACGUCACCUUAAAAAAAAAAGUUACGGAACUCAUUUUUGCUCUUUUACUUUGCGUUCUCUGAUUGGGCCUUCUGUUUUUUUUUUCAUUUAGGCUUCUUGUGCUCAUUUCGUUUUUUUUAUGAAUAGGUUCUGUGAUUUGGGUUUGUAUGUACUUAACCCACUUCUUCCACUGUGAAGCCUUCAAUCUACUUCUUCGCUUUCCAACGUAACCGACUGAAGCUAUGAGUAUAAAUAUCCCAUCUUCCAGAGCGAUGAACAGCACGCUUCAAGGUUUGGAACCAAAGAGCAACAAAAAAAAACUAAUCCACCUAAUCGAUUCUCUUAGGUAUUUGGUGAAGUCAUCGUUGGCGAGAAGAAGUUGAAAAAGGUAUCCCCUAAUCGAUUCCCUUUCCUGUAUUUUCCCAUGGAAAUAGAGCUUCCACGGAUGGCGAUUAACCAGCUCUAUUUUCCGAUUUGAAGGCACAAAAUUGUAAGGAGACAGUUGUUAAACGUAUUCUUCGUUUUUGGGAGGCAAGGACGUGAGGAAAGCCGGUGAGCUUCUGGGCGUGAACCUGGUUUCUCUCGAUGAGAAGGUAACAAUCUUUUAACGUUCGUCCUUUAAUUAGUUUAAUAUUUUUGUUUCAUAUUUGUAACAUAAGCAACUACCUAAGGCCUUAAUCUUUUCCGUAGACGAUGUUGAUCCAAGGGCCUAUAGGAAUUCAGAGACUCAACAAUUUCAAAUAUCUGCUGAAGGAAGGGUGAAUCUAUGGGCUAAGCUUAUUCGAUGUUACCAGAAGCAACAUCCACUUCAAGCUCACGGACUCAGCUGUUGCCAUACGCUUCAACGACCAGACCAAGAUUGUGGAGCUGUCGGAGCCGAUACCAACAGAAAAUUUCAGACAUCAUGGGCCAAGUUAGUCGUAUCAACACUGUUUUCAAUGAUGAAAACCAGUCCAUUCAGCGUGUCAAGGUGUGAUGAUUACAAUCCUAUUGGACAGGUACACAACUGACAUGUAUUUAAGUUGUUUAGUCUUUUGUUUGUUUGAUUAAGUGAGCUCACUCAUAAACCAGCCACAACUAUGCAUAGCGCACAGUGUGUUUGAUAAAGUUGUUACUCAUCUAGAUGAGAAGUUAACCCUUUUGGGUGUGGAAUCAAAAGCUAUCGUUGCUUCAAAAACAUAAAUCCAAAUUUACAUGCUUGCCCAAUCUCUUAUUUCAGGUUGGUUAUUCUUCAAUGCAAUCUUUGGGACCCAUUUCUACUUCGACCACGAAACCUUAGUCAGCCAGUGUUUUCUAAAAGUGUAAGAAACAUGAAACUAUUGUUGAUUCUCCAAGUAACAUAUUGCUUUCAUUGCUAAACCACCAAAACCCAUAUUAUCACAGGCUAUGUGGAGCGGAGGGAUACUAUUCAUCAACUCCUUCCACGUAUGGUGGGGCUAAGAAAAUUGAAACUGUUACACUGGCUGAGAUGAAUACUUAUGUUCUCAAUUCACAACCACAUGUAGGCCUCUAACUGAGUUCGAUUUAAUUAUAGUGUCUAAUUUUUAUCACAUUUAAAGCUGAUUCCUAACAAACCUGCAACCAUUUUUCUCAUAGCCGACAGAGUUUCUAUGCAAGGUUGAAGUCUUUGACAUUAAAACCUUAAAUGGAUGGCGUAAUCUUUUAUAGCAUUCAUAUGGGUCAAUUACCAAGCUCACCAAUUUGAGUGCUGCUCAGGUCGCACAGCUGAUUAGAUCCUGACAUUUGAUGCCCACAUGAAUGCUUAACCAUUACUAUGAAUCUCAAGUUGGAAGGUGUUUUUCUUUUUUUGUUAUCUCAGGACGCAGGUGUUGAAGUUAAACAACAGACCAACCUCCUACAAUGCCUGAAAGAUAUUGUUGGCUAGACCUUAACUUUCCAACUGAAAUUCUCUCGGUUCAAUUACCAUGUAUCAGUCGUUCAUGGUCUCAUGUAUUUACGACAACCACCAGCGUCUACCAGUAGCUAAUUUUGCAAUCAAUGUGAGCACCCUACCUCUCUAAGUUAUUAACCAUAAAAUUAUGCUUGGAAACUAAACCCCUAAAUCAUCGUUUAUAGGCUGGUGCUGACCACCCAGAGGAUGACAUGCAUGCUGCUGUGAAUCUCUCAGUGGAGCAUAAUCCUGUUGUCAAAACUGAUGCUGCAGAAAAGACAAUUAUGAGUGAAUGUGCUCCUAAUAUCAUUGGGGUUAAUGGUGGCUCAGAACCAGUUACUUUCCAAACUGAGUCCUCCAGAGAGGAACUUAUAGGUGAAGAGCAUGAUCCAAGUUCUAAGAAGCUACACACUUCCUAUGAUGUGGAAGACCGGACAUUAUAAGCCGGCGAAAUAAUAUUGUGUUUGCUGUUACGUUUCUACGGUUUACUUUACGUUCAAUGAUGUUUUCCCUCCUGCAACAACUUCAAACACAUGUUUUCCCUGUUUUCUUUUUCACAAGUUAACUUGGUUAUAUUAUGGUUUUGGUUCAAUCAGAGUUUAUAAUGUCCUGCAGCCACGUCAGCAAGGAAGGAGGGGCUUUUUUUGACACGUCACCUUAAAAAAAAAAGUUACGGAACUCAUUUUUGCUCUUUUACUUUGCGUUCUCUGAUUGGGCCUUCUGUUUUUUUUUCAUUUAGGCUUCUUGUGCUCAUUUCGUUUUUUUAUGAAUAGGUUCUGUGAUUUGGGUUUGUAUGUACUUAACCCACUUCUUCCACUGUGAAGCCUUCAAUCUACUUCUUCGCUUUCCAACGUAACCGACUGAAGCUAUGAGUAUAAAUAUCCCAUCUUCCAGAGCGAUGAACAGCACGCUUCAAGGUUUGGAACCAAAGAGCAACAAAAAAAAACUAAUCCACCUAAUCGAUUCUCUCAGGUAUUUGGUGAAGUCAUCGUUGGCGAGAAGAAGUUGAAAAAGGUAUCCCCUAAUCGAUUCCCUUUCCUGUAUUUUCCCAUGGAAAUAGAGCUUCCACGGAUGGCGAUUAACCAGCUCUAUUUUCCGAUUUGAAGGCACAAAAUUGUAAGGAGACAGUUGUUAAACGUAUUCUUCGUUUUUGGGAGGCAAGGACGUGAGGAAAGCCGGUGAGCUUCUGGGCGUGAACCUGGUUUCUCUCGAUGAGAAGGUAACAAUCUUUUAACGUUCGUCCUUUAAUUAGUUUAAUAUUUUUGUUUCAUAUUUGUAACAUAAGCAACUACCUAAGGCCUUAAUCUUUUCCGUAGACGAUGUUGAUCCAAGGGCCUAUAGGAAUUCAGAGACUCAACAAUUUCAAAUAUCUGCUGAAGGAAGGGUGAAUCUAUGGGCUAAGCUUAUUCGAUGUUACCAGAAGCAACAUCCACUUCAAGCUCACGGACUCAGCUGUUGCCAUACGCUUCAACGACCAGACCAAGAUUGUGGAGCUGUCGGAGCCGAUACCAACAGAAAAUUUCAGGUUUCCAAACUAUGAACAGCUUAUGGUUUUGGGUAAAACCAACUUGGAUUUGGCUGGUUUGUAUAACAAAUUUCAACUCAAAUUUUAACUGUAUGUCUAUUUAAGCAGAUAACCAGCAGAUGCUCCUGGCACUUAUGUUAGCAAUGUUUGUUUCAGACAUCAUGGGCCAAGUUAGUCGUAUCAACACUGUUUUCAAUGAUGAAAACCAGUCCAUUCAGCGUGUCAAGGUGUGAUGAUUACAAUCCUAUUGGACAGGUACACAACUGACAUGUAUUUAAGUUGUUUAGUCUUUUGUUUGUUUGAUUAAGUGAGCUCACUCAUAAACCAGCCACAACUAUGCAUAGCGCACAGUGUGUUUGAUAAAGUUGUUACUCAUCUAGAUGAGAAGUUAACCCUUUUGGGUGUGGAAUCAAAAGCUAUCGUUGCUUCAAAAACAUAAAUCCAAAUUUACAUGCUUGCCCAAUCUCUUAUUUCAGGUUGGUUAUUCUUCAAUGCAAUCUUUGGGACCCAUUUCUACUUCGACCACGAAACCUUAGUCAGCCAGUGUUUUCUAAAAGUGUAAGAAACAUGAAACUAUUGUUGAUUCUCCAAGUAACAUAUUGCUUUCAUUGCUAAACCACCAAAACCCAUAUUAUCACAGGCUAUGUGGAGCGGAGGGAUACUAUUCAUCAACUCCUUCCACGUAUGGUGGGGCUAAGAAAAUUGAAACUGUUACACUGGCUGAGAUGAAUACUUAUGUUCUCAAUUCACAACCACAUGUAGGCCUCUAACUGAGUUCGAUUUAAUUAUAGUGUCUAAUUUUUAUCACAUUUAAAGCUGAUUCCUAACAAACCUACAACCAUUUUUCUCAUAGCCGACAGAGUUUCUAUGCAAGGUUGAAGUCUUUGACAUUAAAACCUUAAAUGGAUGGCGUAAUCUUUUAUAGCAUUCAUAUGGGUCAAUUACCAAGCUCACCAAUUUGAGUGCUGCUCAGGUCGCACAGCUGAUUAGAUCCUGACAUUUGAUGCCCACAUGAAUGCUUAACCAUUACUAUGAAUCUCAAGUUGGAAGGUGUUUUUCUUUUUUUGUUAUCUCAGGACGCAGGUGUUGAAGUUAAACAACAGACCAACCUCCUACAAUGCCUGAAAGAUAUUGUUGGCUAGACCUUAACUUUCCAACUGAAAUUCUCUCGGUUCAAUUACCAUGUAUCAGUCGUUCAUGGUCUCAUGUAUUUACGACAACCACCAGCGUCUACCAGUAGCUAAUUUUGCAAUCAAUGUGAGCACCCUACCUCUCUAAGUUAUUAACCAUAAAAUUAUGCUUGGAAACUAAACCCCUAAAUCAUCGUUUAUAGGCUGGUGCUGACCACCCAGAGGAUGACAUGCAUGCUGCUGUGAAUCUCUCAGUGGAGCAUAAUCCUGUUGUCAAAACUGAUGCUGCAGAAAAGACAAUUAUGAGUGAAUGUGCUCCUAAUAUCAUUGGGGUUAAUGGUGGCUCAGAACCAGUUACUUCCCAAACUGAGUCCUCCAGAGAGGAACUUAUAGGUGAAGAGCAUGAUCCAAGUUCUAAGAAGCUACACACUUCCUAUGAUGUGGAAGACCGGACAUUAUAAGCCGGCGAAAUAAUAUUGUGUUUGCUGUUACGUUUCUACGGUUUACUUUACGUUCAAUGAUGUUUUCCCUCCUGCAACAACUUCAAACACAUGUUUUCCCUGUUUUCUUUUUCACAAGUUAACUUGGUUAUAUUA
Brassica rapa (field mustard) is the source of this 10441-nucleotide messenger RNA. Its product is annotated as transcription factor ORG2. Gene Ontology annotation, cellular component: RNA polymerase II transcription regulator complex. Gene Ontology annotation, molecular function: DNA-binding transcription factor activity, RNA polymerase II-specific; protein dimerization activity; RNA polymerase II transcription regulatory region sequence-specific DNA binding. Gene Ontology annotation, biological process: regulation of transcription by RNA polymerase II. The record is from RefSeq and is a predicted model, not a curated record. NCBI's taxonomy places the organism in Eukaryota, Viridiplantae, Streptophyta, Magnoliopsida, Brassicales, Brassicaceae.